This is a messenger RNA of Penicillium canariense, 1194 nucleotides long. RefSeq names its product IGBP1/TAP42 family protein. Gene Ontology annotation, biological process: regulation of dephosphorylation; regulation of signal transduction. Gene Ontology annotation, molecular function: protein phosphatase 2A binding. Lineage: Eukaryota; Fungi; Ascomycota; Eurotiomycetes; Eurotiales; Aspergillaceae. The transcript is spliced from 3 exons. Gene Ontology annotation, cellular component: cytosol. The coding region runs from base 1 to 1194 and encodes 397 amino acids. The record is from RefSeq and is a predicted model, not a curated record.
AUGCCACCAGCGAUAAGAUGGAGCUCCCUCUUAUCGCGUCUUAUCGCCUCGCCAAAACUCCCGCCGAAAUCGCGGGGACACAAGAGCCCCUCCGAGAUUCAAUUUCUCUGGUCCAGCUCGACAAUCAUCAUGGAAGAAUCUCAGAGUCUUCGGUCCCUGUUUGUAUCUGCGAAGGAUGAGAAGACGGUACUAGAGUCAAGGGGAGACACUCAUACCGCGACCUAUCGGGACGCUGUCAAUGCAGCGAUCGCCAAAUUCCAAGAGUGUCAGCGACAGGUCAGCCUCCUGUCACUGUUCAGCUCAAACGAGUCGCUGGAGGAUGUGUCAACAGGCGAUAUCCAGUAUAUGUCGUUGGAAUAUCACCUUGCCGAACUCUCACAGCGAGGUCCGACUACUGAUCGCGAAGCUGUCCUCCGGCGCGCCUUAGACCAAUACGAGAGAUUCCUUACACGUCUUGACGAAUACGAGUUACUCUCAGCUGGAGAUAAGAAGCUGUUUGAACAAUACAUGGCUAACCCGUCCACCUUCACCCUCGCACCCAUGAAUGAUGCCGCAGCCCGGCGGGAUGUCAAAGUGAGACGCUUUAGGGAAGAGAAGGAAAUGAAGCAAAAGCUAGAGUACCUUACCCGCAAUGAAGGGCGACUCCAAAGCGACGACGAUGAUACCCGUCGACUUUAUUUGGCUGAGCUUCAACUCUAUAUACACCAGACCUUCCAAGCGUUGGAUUUAUUGAUGCAAGAACUAUCAAUGCUCUCUGCCGUGCGCAAUGCCCCUGUGCCCGUGCAACCACCUACAGAUGACCCGAGACAACGAAGCAACCUGGGCGGAGUGAACUACUCAGACCGUCUGGACCCAUCUCUGUCACAACUUCUUAACGGUGGGCGAAAUGGACCACUGCUGAACAGUAAAGGCAAGCCAAUGCAACCUUUCACAUUGCUCGACCGUCGCACGCAGCUGCAGCAAGGCGUGUUCCGUUCCGGCCAUAAUCUCCCGACUAUGACGAUUGAUGAGUACCUGGAAGAAGAGCACCGCAGGGGUAACGUGCUCCAGGGGGGAGAACAGUCUGGUAUGCAGCCAGAGAUUGAUGAGGAUGACCUGGAGAAGGCAGACCAAGAGACCAUGAAAGCCCGCGCCUGGGACGAAUACGUGGAGGCAAAUCCCAAGGGAUCCGGCAACACGUUGAACCGCGGGUGA